AUGCAAUUCGCCACAUUCAUUGCCCUAUGUCUCCCAAUUUUCAUCUGCCAACUGGUAGAUAACACACAAGCGAUGGAGAGUGUUGUCUGGACAGGCCGCGCUCACGAUGCGGCAGACAGUUUCUUGGGACCAGAAAGGGCUUCCUCCAAAGUCGUUGCAGCGCUUGAUCAUGGAUCUUGGAUCCCUCCUGUCCCGGAUCAAUCUCCCCGCUUCAAGGUAUAUAUCGAAGAGUACCGCGAAGCAUAUAAGAAGCUUGAAGAACCCCUUCCAGCAUUAUUAACCACAGAAGAGCCAGAAAAUGCAGAUGUGAAAACACUCGGGCUGCACUAUGCUCAAGUCAACAUCAAUUUGGACGAUUUGGCCCAAGACGACCCACGCAAGCUGUUCAUCAGUCAUUUGCAGGCAGACGCCUGUCCAGAUGAAUACCCAACUCACUUUAUACAACUUGGGUUCAAAAAUAUCCUAGACAACCACGAUGCCAAGGAUGAACAAGUCAAGGAAUGGCUUACAGUUCUUGCUUAUAUUUUAGGCCUGUCUCAAUCUAAAUUCCUAGGCCCAGAGGCGCAAUCUAUGGUUAUAUCUGCCUUGUAUGGCCUCUACAGCCUUCGUUUGAAGUAUCAAAAACUCGACAGGAUUCUCGCUUAUUACAUCGAUGGAAUGACUUGGUAUGUUGAGCAUAUUCCCUUCAAACUGGGUCUAGCAUAUCCUGCAAGAUGGGAAAAAGAAAUUCUUCCGAACUAUAUGAAUUCAUUUGGAAAAGAUUUAGACGACUUAAAUACGUUCAAAAAAAUCAUUGAGAAUGAAACCCAGCUCAAGAAUGCAAUGUCUUCAUCCGAGGACAAAGAUUGGAACUCCCUCAGGGCCCUCUGUGCAAGUUUCGGCUCUCCAUCGGCGCAUAAGAGAAAAUUUGUGACCGCACUGAUCUUCUACAACAUGAGCGCAAUCUCAUUCAAACAAUUCGUGCCCGACUACAUCUUCUAA
Messenger RNA from Puccinia triticina, 981 nucleotides. RefSeq lists its product as uncharacterized. Lineage: Eukaryota; Fungi; Basidiomycota; Pucciniomycetes; Pucciniales; Pucciniaceae. The record is from RefSeq and is a predicted model, not a curated record. Bases 1 to 981 code for a protein of 326 amino acids. The transcript has 8 exons.